This is a messenger RNA of Benincasa hispida (wax gourd), 1615 nucleotides long. Its product is annotated as NAC transcription factor 56-like. Gene Ontology annotation, biological process: regulation of DNA-templated transcription; system development. The record is from RefSeq and is a predicted model, not a curated record. NCBI's taxonomy places the organism in Eukaryota, Viridiplantae, Streptophyta, Magnoliopsida, Cucurbitales, Cucurbitaceae. Gene Ontology annotation, molecular function: DNA binding.
UGUGCAACAUUUUUCAGUUACUCAAAAAAUCCCCAUUUCCUCCCCACCCUUUUUCUUCCUCUUCUUCUCCAGAAAAUUUGCAGUGAUUCAUCGGAAAACUGGAUGAUGGAGAGUACCGACUCAUCGGCCAGUCCACAGCAGCCGAAUUUGCCACCCGGGUUCCGAUUUCACCCGACCGAUGAAGAGCUGGUCGUUCACUAUCUCAAAAAGAAAGCCAAUUCUUCCCCUUUGCCCGUCGCCAUCAUCGCCGAGGUCGAUCUCUACAAAUUCGAUCCCUGGGAGCUUCCUGCAAAGGCUACUUUUGGAGAACAGGAAUGGUACUUUUUCAGUCCAAGGGAAAGGAAGUACCCGAACGGAGCACGGCCGAAUCGAGCAGCAACAUCCGGCUAUUGGAAGGCGACAGGGACCGAUAAGCCGGUGUUGGCUUCCGGUGGAAGUAAUCAGAAAGUUGGGGUGAAGAAGGCGUUAGUAUUCUACGGGGGAAAGCCGCCUAAAGGAAUCAAAACCAAUUGGAUUAUGCAUGAAUAUAGAUUGGCUGACAAUAAGCCUAGCAUCAAUAAGCCUCCUGGCUAUGAUUUGGCCAACAAGAAAAACUCUUUGAAGCUUGAUGAUUGGGUAUUAUGCCGAAUUUACAAGAAGAACAACUCCCAUAGGCCAAUGGAUCAAGAAAGGGAAGAUUCAAUGGAAGAUAUGAUGGGAUCAAUACCACAAUCCUUGAAGCUAAAUGAAGAUCAAUAUCCAAAAUUGGGUAUUAAUUACACAACAUUGCUUGAAAAUGACCAAAAUUUGCUUCAAGGAAUAGUGGCUACCAAUAACAAUGACACUACCAAUUCAAUAAAGCGUCCUGCCUCUCUCUUUUGGACUGAAGAAGAAUAUCAUUCAGGCAUUUCUUCAAACAAGAGAUUGCAUUUUGAAAACACUACCGAUAAUAAUGGGGCUUCUACUUCUAUUACAAGAACUCAUAGUAAUGACAAUAAUCUCCAAAAUUCUACUUCCUCAUUCACUACUCUACUCACCAACCUCCCACAAACGCCGCCGCCGCCUUUGCACCACCACGCCAGCCACUCCGUCCUUGCCUCCAUUGGUGAUGGCCUUUUCCGUCCUCCUUACCAAAUCCCAGGAGCAAAUUGGUAUUCUUAGACAACUCAAUCCAAUUCAACCCGGCUAGUAUCGAUAAAUCAGGUAAUUGAUUUAGAUUUUUAGGAAUAUUAUUUGGAUAUAUAGGGUAUUGAGGUUUUAGUUUGGGAGUAGGUAAUUAGUGUUGGUAUAGAGACAUUUUCUUAGGUAAAGCCUUUAAAAAAAAAAAAAAAAAAUCUCUCUUUGAUGACCAUCUUCUUACCAAUUUCAAAAUUGAGGGCAUAAAUUAAUAUUUUCUACAUAAGUAUAUAGAUUUCAUACUCAUUUGAAAGGAGGCCAAUGUAUUCUCAUAAUUUUCUUUUCUUUUUUUUUUUCUUUUCUUUUUUGGGUUUGAAAUAGAACAGUGGUAAACCCCCUUUUGUACAGAGUAGUUAAUUAUAUGAUCUAUAUUUAUAUGCAUAAUGUAAAAUCUAAAUUAAAUUAAAUGUACUGCUUCUAUAGAACUUUAAUUUGAUGCAAUUUUAUAAUUUUAUUGUUC